Messenger RNA from Lasiosphaeria miniovina, 1587 nucleotides. Its product is annotated as cytochrome P450. The record is from RefSeq and is a predicted model, not a curated record. The transcript is spliced from 4 exons. Lineage: Eukaryota; Fungi; Ascomycota; Sordariomycetes; Sordariales; Lasiosphaeriaceae. The coding region runs from base 1 to 1587 and encodes 528 amino acids. Gene Ontology annotation, molecular function: iron ion binding; oxidoreductase activity, acting on paired donors, with incorporation or reduction of molecular oxygen; monooxygenase activity.
AUGGCUGUUAAUGAGGUUUCACCGCUGAGCAUUCUCAUAGGCGCUGCUUUGGCCGUAAUUCUUACGUGGCGCUGCAUACUCCAACCCGCCGUCUUGUCGCCGCUGGCCAAAAUCCCAAACGCGCACUGGUCAGCGCCCUUAUCACGCGUCUGGAUCCUCGGCAUCCGCUUCGUGCACAGGGAGAACAGAACACUCCAUGAUGCCCAUCGCCGGCUGGGCCCUGUCAUCCGCAUCGGGCCCAAUGAGCUAAGCAUCAAUGACAUGGACUGCGUCCGCACUGUCUACCAGGGCGGCUUCGACAAGCCGGCCUGGUACUCCGUCUUCGACAACUAUGGCGUCCCUUGCAUGUUCUCAGAACGGGCCGCAGCAGAGCAUUCAGCACGGAAGCGGCUGAUAUCGAACGUAUACUCCAAAUCUUACAUCCAGUCCAGCCCGUCGGCCGCCGCUCAGGCCCGUGCUCUUCUCUAUGAUAGGCUUCUUCCCCUGCUCGGAAUAUCGCCGGCGAACCAUUGCAUAGACAUGUAUUCGGUAUUUAUGGCAGCCACCAUGGACUUCAUCACCGCCUAUAUCUUUGGUCUUGAUAAUAGCUCUAACUUCCUAAGCAAAAGGGCAUAUGGAGACCACUUUCUCGAGUUGUACAAGGCCCGUAACGACUAUGGGUUCUUCGACAAUGAAAUGCCUCGACUUGCUCGUAUCUGUCGCAAGAUGAGCAUUCCUCUGUGCCCCAAAUGGGUAGACGCGGCCAACAAGGAGCUCGGAGACUGGUGCCAGGGGCUAUGUCAGGCAACGGCCAAGAGAUUCACUUCAGCUAAGUGGACAUCAGCAGCUUCCGUCAGCCAACCAACAGUCUGGAAUGCUCUAGUUUCUGGCCUCCAAAAGGAGUUUGAGGCUCACGGAACUACUUCGGUUCUGUAUCCAAAGGCGCUUUUGAAUACGCCCUUCUCUGUCGUCUCUGAGCUCUUUGACCAUGCCAUGGCUGGCCAGGAGACGACCGGGAUAACAUUGUCGUACUUGAGUUGGCAGCUGUCCCAGUCACUGAGCCUUCAGGCGGCGCUUCGGGCUGAGCUCGCUGGUCUUGCGCCAAAUAUGCGUUUGGAUCAAGGCGGCAAGGAAACCCUCUUGCCAGAUUACAAGCAACUUGACAGCUUGCCGCUGCUUCACGCUGUGGUCAUGGAGACACUUCGUCUUCACGCCCCUCUCCCAGGCGCGCAGCCUCGCCAAACGCCGCAAGCAGGUUGCCAGAUUGGGAAAUACAAAGUUCCGGGGACGGUUCGGAUAGCGGCGAUGCCAUAUACGUUGCACCGCGACGAAAAUAUAUUCCCUGAACCGGAGAGGUGGGUCUACACCCGGUGGCUUCCAUCGGCUGAUGACAGCGAGGAGGAAAGAAAAAAGCUUCAGAGACGACAGUUUUGGGCCUUCAGUUCCGGGGGCAGGAUGUGCAUCGGAUCCAAUUUCGCAAUGCAUGAAAUGAAACUUAUCAUCGCGGCCAUCUACUCAAACUACACCAGCCAUAUUGUCGAUGACGCCGGCAUGACCUGUCAGUCCGACGGCUUUGGCCUUCGAUUGGCCGAGGCUCAGUGCGUUUAA